Molecule: messenger RNA, 672 nt
Organism: Chrysoperla carnea
Lineage: Eukaryota; Metazoa; Arthropoda; Insecta; Neuroptera; Chrysopidae
Product: zinc finger protein 429-like
Exons: 2
Coding region: 1-672 (223 amino acids)
Source: RefSeq, a predicted model, not a curated record
AUGUCAGAAGCAAAUGUGGAUCCACUUCUAAUUGAAGAUGAAAAUAUUAAUAAUAUUGAAGCUAAUCAAACAAUGUUAAACGAAAUAUGGAUGAUUAACAAUAAAAAUAUAAAACUUGAACCACAAUUAAGAACAGAAGUAACAUUUCUAGAUGAAAAUAUAAAAAUUGAAGAAAUACUCAUAAAAAAUGAAGUUAUGGAAGAAGAAUCUUAUUCAUGUGACAUUUGCGAUGAAACUUUUACAGUGCAAAGUGAAUUAGACGAACAUCGACUUAUUCACACCGAAGAAGAUCCUUUUAUAUUGGCAGUUGAACAUAAACCAAUUCAAAAUGAGAACCUGGAAUAUUCGUGUGAUAAAAAUUUUACGAGUGAACAUCAUUUAAAUGGAUAUAAACGACCUAAUUUUCGCGAAAAAUCUUUUUCAUGUGAUAUUUGUAAAGAAAAGUUUACUCACUUACACAGUUUAGGUUAUCACAAACAAAUUCAUACCGGAGAACCACUGUAUUCAUGUGAUAUUUGUAACAGACCAUUUCCUCGAAAAAAUUAUUUACUUAACCAUAUACGAUUAAUGCAUGACAAACAACGACCAUUUUCAUGCGAUAUGUGUGAUAAAACAUUUACGUCUCAAAAUCAUUUGUAUUCACAUGAACGAAUACAUGUGACAUAUUUGUAA